Molecule: messenger RNA, 1191 nt
Organism: Trichoplax adhaerens
Lineage: Eukaryota; Metazoa; Placozoa; Uniplacotomia; Trichoplacea; Trichoplacidae
Exons: 9
Coding region: 64-1119 (351 amino acids)
Biological process (GO): mRNA processing
Cellular component (GO): nucleus
Molecular function (GO): RNA binding
Source: RefSeq, a predicted model, not a curated record
CCUCCACGUGCAGCUUCACCUCAGCUAACUCCAGAUGAAAGGGAUCAGAGGACAGUAUUUUGCAUGCAGUUAGCUGGUAGAACUGGUAGAAGACAACUGGAAGAAUUAUUUUCUCCUGUUGGGGAGAUGCGAGAUAUACGGGUUAUUGCUGAUCGUAAUUCCCGUCGGUCCAAAGGCAUUGCUUAUGUUGAAUUUCGUCUAGUAGAUUCUGUCGAUAAAGCACUGAAGUUAAAUGGUACGAAAGUUGAAGGAAUUCCAAUAAUGAUCCAACGUACUCAGUCAGAGAAGAAUAAGAUUGCUGCACUGCAAGCUCAGCAGAAAGCACAGCAAGGACCAACGCGUUUAUAUAUCGGGUCGUUACAUUACAACAUUAACGAAGAUAUGCUGCGUGCUAUUUUUGAACCGUUCGGAUUGGUUGAAAACGUAAACAUAAUAAGAGAUAGUGAUACCAAUGUUUCAAAGGGAUAUGGAUUCAUUCAGUACAAAGAACCUGAUAGUGCUAGAAGAGCUCUUGAGCAACUCAACGGUCUGGAGGUGGCAGGUAGACCAAUUAAAGUUGGCACCGUAACCGAUAGAAGUGCUGAUUUGUCAGCAAUGUCUGCACUAGAUGAUGAUGACACCGAAAGAGGUGGAAUCGAAAUGAAUUCGUUAUCACGUGUUGCGUUGAUGGCUAAAUUAUCUCAGACACAUAAUGCCACUACUGUGCCGGUGUCUGUGCCGGUGCCUGUGCCUGUGCCUGGACCAACUCUUCCUGCUACUGGUCUAAUUCCGGCAGCUAAUACGGUGCAAGCUUCGCCUUGUUUCUUAAUAUCGAAUAUGUUUGACCCAGCUAAAGAAACGGAUCAGGAUUGGGAUUUAGAUAUCCGUGACGAUAUCAUUGAAGAGUGCAACAAGCAUGGAAAUGUUUACCAUGUAUAUGUAGAUAAAACUUCCCCUAAAGGUAUUGUGUACGUAAAGUGUCAAACGAUUGAUGUUGCUGCUAGGGCGGUUAAGUCUCUAAAUGGGAGAUGGUUUGCAGGUAACAUGAUCACAGCACAAUUUUUAUCAUUGGCGAGCUAUCAUACGACCUUUCCACAAGCAGCGAAUGCUAAUACACCAUUGAAGCCUUCUGCGUCAUAGGUUAUGGUAAGGUAUCGCUAAGAUAAAGAGCAUCGUUGAAAUGAAGAUCAAUUAUCGGGCAAUGUGAAUUAC